AUGGGAAAGAAGAAAGAAAAGAAUUCAGAACCACGUUUGAUACAACAUAGAGAAAUAUAUCAACGAAUGAAUUUUCUUUAUCAAGCAGCAACAUUAAUGACAACAAUAAGUGCAAAUAUAACACAACCAUCACCAAUACUACCUACAACUUCCACGUCUCAACAACCUUCCCUAUUAUAUUCUUUCUCAGAUCAAGAGCAAGAAUUACAACAAGGACAAUCUAAAAUAAUAAAAAGUAAUGCAACGACUAACAAAACUAACUUGGACAAUACGAAAAAUUUAGCUUCGUUAGGUAGAUUUUAUAUAAAUACCAUGAAAACGAUUGGUACGAAACAAGUUUUACGUAUAGAUCCUUCAAUAAAACGUACAAUUUGUAAAAGAUGUGAAACAAUUCUGUUACCUGGAGUAACAUCUAAAGUUCGAAUUAAAUCUCGUCCUGAACCUCACCUUCAAGUUAUGUGUACUGAAUGUAAUACUUCAAAAAAUUAUUCUGCUCGCAAAGGUUAUCAAUUAUUUUCUGAAAAACCCGAAAAUAUCUUCGGAUCAAAUGAAACAUCAUCAGGAGAAAAUGAUGAAGUUACACAACAACCACCUCAUCAUCAGAAAAGAAAUAAAUCAAAACAAAAAAAAAGUUAUAGUUCAGAGUCAAAAGAAAAAAUAAAUAAAUAA
Messenger RNA from Rhizophagus irregularis DAOM 181602=DAOM 197198, 669 nucleotides. RefSeq lists its product as uncharacterized. Gene Ontology annotation, cellular component: nucleolar ribonuclease P complex. Lineage: Eukaryota; Fungi; Glomeromycota; Glomeromycetes; Glomerales; Glomeraceae. Gene Ontology annotation, biological process: tRNA processing. The record is from RefSeq and is a predicted model, not a curated record.